Pteropus alecto (black flying fox) is the source of this 6158-nucleotide messenger RNA. RefSeq names its product protein tyrosine phosphatase, receptor type K (gene PTPRK). The transcript has 32 exons. The record is from RefSeq and is a predicted model, not a curated record. The coding region runs from base 249 to 4604 and encodes 1451 amino acids. Lineage: Eukaryota; Metazoa; Chordata; Mammalia; Chiroptera; Pteropodidae. Gene Ontology annotation, biological process: protein dephosphorylation. Gene Ontology annotation, cellular component: membrane. Gene Ontology annotation, molecular function: protein tyrosine phosphatase activity; protein binding.
UCUUGACUAACAGGAGCAGCCUCCGCUGAGCCAUGGAGAGCGGCCGCCGCGGCCGGCGGGAGACGCAGGCGACGCUGGCGCCCCAGAGGUAGUUUGGCGACCACAAAGAAGGAAAAAGUGCGGGCGGGCGGCUGUGGACUUCCCGCUCUCACCCCGCGAGGCCGGGCCGGCAUCUUUAGUCGUGGAUUUCGCUGCGAUCACCCCAGCAGCUCUUUGCAAAGCUGCUUGAAACUUCUCCCAAAGUCGACAUGGAUACAGCGACAGCGGUGCUGCCUGCUUUUUUGGCGCUCUUGCUUCUCUCCCCUUGGCCUCUUCUGGGGUCGGCCCAAGGCCAGUUCUCCGCAGGUGGCUGUACUUUUGAUGAUGGUCCAGGGGCCUGUGAUUACCACCAGGAUCUAUAUGAUGACUUUGAAUGGGUACAUGUUAGUGCUCAAGAACCUCACUAUCUGCCACCUGAGAUGCCUCAAGGUUCCUAUAUGAUAGUGGACUCUUCAGAUCAUGACCCUGGAGAAAAAGCCAGACUUCAGCUGCCUACAAUGAAGGAGAACGACACUCACUGUAUUGAUUUCAGUUACCUGUUAUAUAGCCAGAAAGGGCUGAACCCUGGCACUUUGAACAUAUUAGUUAGAGUGAAUAAAGGACCUCUUGCCAAUCCAAUUUGGAAUGUGACUGGAUUCACAGGUAGAGAUUGGCUUCGGGCUGAGCUUGCAGUGAGCACCUUUUGGCCCAAUGAAUAUCAGGUAAUAUUUGAAGCCGAAGUCUCAGGAGGGAGAAGUGGUUAUAUUGCCAUUGAUGACAUCCAAGUAUUGAGUUACCCUUGUGAUAAAUCUCCUCAUUUCCUCCGUCUGGGGGACGUAGAGGUCAAUGCAGGGCAGAAUGCUACAUUUCAGUGUAUUGCUACGGGGAGAGAUGCUGUGCAUAACAAGCUGUGGCUGCAGAGACGAAAUGGAGAAGAUAUACCAGUAGCCCAGACUAAGAACAUCAAUCACAGAAGAUUUGCUGCUUCCUUCAGAUUGCAAGAAGUGACAAAAACUGACCAGGAUUUGUAUCGCUGCGUAACUCAGUCAGAACGAGGUUCUGGUGUGUCCAAUUUUGCUCAACUUAUUGUGAGAGAGCCACCAAGACCCAUUGCUCCUCCCCAGCUGCUUGGCGUUGGGCCUACAUAUUUGCUGAUCCAGCUAAAUGCCAACUCCAUCAUUGGUGAUGGUCCCAUUAUCCUGAAAGAGGUGGAGUACCGAAUGACAUCAGGUUCCUGGACAGAAACCCAUGCAGUCAAUGCUCCAACUUAUAAAUUGUGGCAUUUGGAUCCAGAUACAGAAUAUGAAAUCCGUGUUCUACUUACAAGACCUGGCGAAGGUGGAACGGGGCUCCCAGGACCUCCACUAAUCACCAGAACCAAAUGUGCAGAACCUAUGCGAACCCCAAAGACGUUAAAGAUUGCUGAGAUACAGGCAAGGCGCAUUGCCGUGGACUGGGAAUCCCUGGGUUACAACAUUACUCGUUGCCACACUUUUAAUGUCACUAUCUGCUACCAUUACUUCCAUGGUCACAACGAGAGCAAGGCAGACUGUUUGGACAUGGACCCCAAAGCCCCUCAGCAUAUUGUGAACCAUCUGCCACCUUAUACAAACGUUAGCCUCAAGAUGAUCCUAACCAAUCCAGAAGGCAGAAAGGAGAGUGAAGAGACGAUUAUUCAAACUGAUGAAGAUGUGCCUGGCCCUGUUCCAGUCAAUUCUCUUCAAGGAACAUCCUUUGAAAAUAAGAUUUUCUUGAACUGGAAAGAGCCUUUAGAUCCUAAUGGAAUCAUCACUCAAUAUGAGGUGAGCUACAGCAGUAUAAGAUCUUUUGAUCCUGCAGUUCCAGUGGCUGGACCUCCACAGACUGUAUCAAAUCUGUGGAACAGUACACAUCAUGUCUUUAUGCACCUUCAUCCUGGAACCACAUACCAGUUUUUCAUAAGAGCCAGCACUGUCAAAGGCUUUGGACCAGCUACAGCUAUCAAUGUGACGACCAAUAUCUCAGCUCCAACUUUGCCUGACUAUGAAGGAGUUGAUGCUUCUCUCAACGAAACUGCCACCACAAUAACUGUAUUGUUGAGACCAGCACAGGCCAAGGGUGCACCUAUCAGUGCUUACCAGAUUGUCGUAGAGGAGUUGCACCCGCACCGAACGAAGCGAGAAGCCGGAGCAAUGGAAUGCUACCAGGUGCCUGUCACAUACCAAAACUCCUUGAGCAGCGGUGCUCCCUACUACUUUGCUGCGGAGCUGCCCCCAGGGAAUCUUCCCGAACCUGCCCCAUUCACAGUGGGUGACAACAGAACCUAUCAGGGCUUUUGGAACCCACCUUUGGCUCCACGCAAAGGAUACAAUAUCUAUUUCCAGGCGAUGAGCAGUGUGGAGAAGGAAACUAAAACCCAGUGUGUACGAAUUGCUACGAAAGCAGCAGCAACAGAAGAACCAGAAGUGAUUCCAGACCCAGCCAAGCAGACAGACAGAGUGGUGAAAAUAGCAGGAAUUAGUGCUGGAAUUUUGGUGUUCAUCCUCCUCCUCCUAGUUGUCGUUUUAAUUGUUAAAAAGAGCAAGCUUGCUAAAAAACGCAAAGAUGCUAUGGGGAACACCCGACAAGAAAUGACUCACAUGGUGAAUGCUAUGGAUCGAAGUUAUGCUGAUCAGAGCACUCUGCAUGCAGAGGAUCCUCUUUCCAUCACCUUCAUGGACCAACAUAAUUUUAGUCCAAGAUUGCCCAAUGAUCCACUUGUGCCAACUGCUGUGUUAGAUGAAAACCACAGUGCUACAGCAGAGUCCAGUCGUCUUCUUGAUGUACCUCGCUACCUCUGUGAGGGGACAGAAUCCCCUUACCAGACCGGACAGCUGCACCCAGCCAUCAGGGUGGCCGACUUACUGCAGCACAUUAAUCUCAUGAAGACCUCAGACAGCUAUGGGUUCAAAGAGGAAUAUGAGAGCUUCUUUGAAGGACAGUCAGCAUCUUGGGAUGUAGCUAAAAAAGAUCAAAAUAGAGCAAAAAACCGAUAUGGAAACAUUAUAGCAUAUGAUCACUCCAGAGUAAUUCUGCAACCUGUGGAGGAUGAUCCUUCUUCAGAUUACAUUAAUGCCAACUAUAUAGAUGGCUACCAGAGACCAAGCCACUACAUUGCAACACAAGGCCCAGUUCAUGAAACCGUAUAUGAUUUCUGGAGAAUGAUCUGGCAAGAGCAGUCUGCCUGCAUUGUGAUGGUUACAAAUUUAGUUGAGGUUGGCCGGGUUAAGUGCUACAAGUAUUGGCCCGAUGAUACUGAAGUUUAUGGUGACUUUAAAGUAACUUGUGUAGAAAUGGAACCACUUGCUGAAUAUGUGGUUAGGACAUUCACACUGGAAAGGAGGGGAUACAAUGAGAUCCGUGAAGUUAAGCAGUUCCAUUUCACCGGCUGGCCUGACCAUGGAGUGCCCUACCAUGCUACAGGGCUUCUUUCCUUUAUCCGGCGAGUCAAGUUCUCCAACCCUCCCAGUGCUGGCCCCAUCGUUGUCCAUUGCAGUGCUGGUGCUGGACGAACUGGCUGUUACAUUGUGAUUGAUAUCAUGCUGGACAUGGCUGAAAGAGAGGGUGUUGUUGACAUCUACAACUGUGUCAAAGCCUUAAGAUCUCGUCGUAUCAAUAUGGUCCAGACAGAGGAACAGUACAUUUUUAUUCAUGAUGCCAUUUUAGAAGCCUGCUUAUGUGGAGAAACUGCCAUACCUGUCUGUGAAUUUAAAGCCGCAUAUUUUGAUAUGAUCAGAAUAGACUCCCAGACUAACUCUUCUCAUCUCAAAGAUGAAUUUCAGACUUUGAAUUCAGUCACCCCUCGACUACAAGCUGAAGACUGCAGUAUAGCAUGCCUGCCAAGGAACCAUGACAAGAAUCGUUUCAUGGACAUGCUGCCACCUGACAGAUGUCUGCCUUUUUUAAUUACAAUUGAUGGGGAGAGUAGUAACUACAUCAAUGCUGCUCUUAUGGAUAGCUACAGGCAACCAGCUGCUUUCAUUGUCACACAGUACCCUCUGCCAAACACUGUGAAGGAUUUCUGGAGAUUAGUGUAUGAUUAUGGCUGUACUUCCAUUGUGAUGUUAAAUGAAGUCGACUUGUCACAGGGCUGCCCUCAGUACUGGCCAGAAGAAGGGAUGCUACGAUAUGGCCCUAUACAAGUGGAAUGUAUGUCUUGUUCAAUGGAUUGUGAUGUGAUAAACCGGAUUUUUAGGAUAUGCAACCUAACAAGACCACAGGAAGGUUAUCUUAUGGUACAGCAGUUUCAAUAUCUAGGAUGGGCUUCUCAUCGAGAAGUGCCUGGUUCCAAACGGUCAUUUUUGAAACUGAUACUGCAGGUGGAAAAAUGGCAGGAGGAAUGCGAGGAAGGGGAAGGCCGGACGAUCAUCCACUGCCUAAAUGGUGGUGGGCGAAGUGGCAUGUUCUGUGCUAUAGGAAUUGUUGUCGAAAUGGUGAAACGGCAGAAUGUUGUCGAUGUGUUCCAUGCGGUCAAGACACUAAGGAACAGUAAACCCAACAUGGUGGAAGCCCCGGAGCAGUACCGUUUCUGCUAUGAUGUAGCUUUGGAAUACCUGGAGUCAUCUUAGUUGGGUGAGACUUCAGCAUCCGAACAGAAAUCUGUUCAUCUGUUGAGCCAGCAGCUGUUGUACCCGUUACACCUGUGCAGAAAGAUUUUAAUGUGGGGGGUGGGAGACUUUUACAUUCGAGAGGUGAAAGUAUUUUUCUUAUGAAGUUGUGUAUCUUAAUAAAAAGGACUCAGUUUCUAUGACUGUAUGAAAGCAUCAACAUUUCGUGCCACAUAAAUUAUAUUUAAUAAGAACCAGAUUCAAAUGAGAACUUAUCAGUGUUUGUAUAGUGAAUAUGCAGCCUUUUCUCCCCUGAUUUGGGUAGAGCAGCCACCACAUGUUGCAUGAAUUAAUACUUUCGACGUGGCAUUUUUCUCCCUUUUUAAAAUAAAAGAUGUUAAAUCUUUAAAGGAAGAAGAAAGAAAAGCUGUGCUAAUUCAUAGUAAAGUUCAUUUUUUUUUACGUUUCAAGCGUAGCAGAUCUCUAUAUAAAUAUAUAAAUAUAUAUAACUGGCUUAUUUUCUUUUAAUGUGCAAUGAUGGCUGGAUCAUUUAAAGUUCUUUUAGGAAAAAAAAAAAACAUAAGCCAAAGACUUAAGUGUAAAUAUGUCUAUAUGGAGAAAGCACAUUAUAUUUAUUGGUUACUGACAUUCCUUUUUUGAUGGCUAAAAUACCACCACUACACAGUCAUUUUUUUUUUUUUCUGAAGAAAGCUUUUUCUUUCACUAAAAUCAAUUGUAAACGAUUUUUGUAGGUUAUUUUUUGUAUGUUUUAGUGUAAGUAGAGGAUUAACUUUUUAUUCAUAAACCAGGAAGCAAUGUUCUUUAUAGUGAUUCUCUUGUGUACAUGCUUGUGAAUUAAAUUUACGUAAAACACCUUGGCAAUUAGGUCUUUUAAUAUAGGACCAAAUUAAAACAUUUCUCUGAAAAUAUAUAAUUUUUCACAAUGUCACUAGGUAAAUAAAGAAUGGUUUGGUGAUCAUACAUGAGAAUUUGAACACAUACAAAGGCCUUGCUGGUGACAUACACAGUGUUGAACGUAGCCUUUAAGCAUCAUUUAAAUUUUAAAGGAAUUGAUCUUUUCAGCCUAUGACCAAGCACUGGUCAAGCAAUCAAAAUUGCAACAUUUAUGCUUUCAGGGUCAAGUUUUAGCAAACUGUAAACUGUCAAGGUGAUAAAAUGUUUCUUUCGAUGUUUACAUGCACAAGCUUUAGGUUCUGAUCACAGAAAAGUGUGAACAAAUCAAUGCCAGAUUCCUGUUUUGUGCAUUGUCAUUGGAUUCUCAAGUGAACCUUUUUUAAAUGUAGUCUUGUUCACAUGCCCCCUGUAGCUGUAACUUCACAUCAUCAGUUUGCAGUUUGUUAUUGACUAAAGCAUUCCGGUAUCCUCUUUCUAGAUUGCCAGUACAUGACAUGGUGCUUAUAAAGAUUUAAUUAAAGUAAGAGUGAAUAAAGUUUUUUAUAAUUACAAGUUAUUGUUUGCACAUCAUUUUCUCCUAAUUUCCAUGUCUUCACUCCUAAAUAAAUAACCUAUUCUCAUUGAUACAAAUAAACCAUAAAAAUUCUAUUAGAAGUAAAA